Molecule: messenger RNA, 1133 nt
Organism: Helicoverpa armigera (cotton bollworm)
Lineage: Eukaryota; Metazoa; Arthropoda; Insecta; Lepidoptera; Noctuidae
Product: E3 ubiquitin-protein ligase Siah1
Exons: 5
Coding region: 156-1109 (317 amino acids)
Biological process (GO): multicellular organism development; proteasome-mediated ubiquitin-dependent protein catabolic process
Cellular component (GO): cytoplasm
Molecular function (GO): ubiquitin conjugating enzyme binding; zinc ion binding; ubiquitin protein ligase activity
Source: RefSeq, a predicted model, not a curated record
ACAGAGCAUUUAUAUACCGCGGUCAAAUGUCUGGGACGCUUAUUUUCUUGCGAAGAACGUCCAUUGCAUUAUCGUGUCGAGUACAACAACGGCUGUAUUUGGAUACAAGCUAUCUUCUCAUCACAUUCAAAUAAGUAAUAUACACUUGAACGAAAAUGGCAACGGCUAAACCAAACAAAAAGGCCGCGGCGGUGGCGAUUGACCUGCCAGAAUGUCCAGUGUGCAUGGAAACCAUGAGUGCACCGAUAUUCCAGUGCCAGUCGGGACAUAGCCUGUGCAACUCCUGCACGCAGAAUCUGAUGCCACCGAUAUGCCCCAUCUGCCGCCAAAACCUCACGCAAAUGAGGAACUGGCAGUUGGAAGAAAUCGUUGCUAAGGCAAAAGUACCGUGUCCUAAUAAAUCAGCGGGAUGUGUGUACACCAUGGUGUCUGUCGACAUGCAGGAGCAUCUCAAGGAAUGCAUCUUCCGAGAGAUGGAAUGCCCUCUCGGUGUCGUGUUUGGAAAAUGCUCCUGGACAGGUAAACUGAAGGACAUGAUGGAACACUUCAAGGAACGUCAUACUGCUCACUGCAGCGCCACCUCUGAUGAGGAGGUGGAACUUACCAACGUAGAUAUCAAAAAUGAUGACCGCCACUUCUUCCUCGUGGCCCAAACUAAGUUCUUGUUCAUCAUCACUGUGAAGAUCGACACUCUUCAGAACAUGGUGUAUUGGACUAUUCAGCACAUUGGCAGCAAGAAAGCAGCACAUGAUCAUAUUUACGAGAUACAUGUGUUGAGCAAGCAGAACCCUAGGCGGAAAGUCGUGUUCACAGAACAUUGCUUCAAUGAUGCCAUUAAGCCUGAAGAGAUUUUCCGUCAAGGAAAGUGUGCUGCUCUGCCUUUGGAAAUGUUGGUUCACUAUAUCAAGGAUAAAAAACUCUCGUUCAGGUUCUUUAUUAAAAGAAUCCCACCAGCGCCUAAACCUAAUAAGAAUGAGAAAGGUGAUGACAACAAACCUGCACCUAAAGGUCCCGGACCAAAACCUAAAAAUCCAAAUCAGGAUUCUAAGCCUAAGCCAAAUGGGGCUGGUCCCAGCGGAAAGGGUAACAAAAAUAAGGCUCAAGCGUAAUUUCAAGGAAUUGCGAAACUCCAA